This is a messenger RNA of Mercenaria mercenaria, 989 nucleotides long. RefSeq lists its product as uncharacterized. The record is from RefSeq and is a predicted model, not a curated record. Gene Ontology annotation, cellular component: plasma membrane. The transcript is spliced from 4 exons. Lineage: Eukaryota; Metazoa; Mollusca; Bivalvia; Venerida; Veneridae. Bases 144 to 671 code for a protein of 175 amino acids.
UAUAUGAGGAAUCAAAAAUUUGUUUUUGUUUACGUGGUCUCCAAGUUAUUAACAUAGACAUAUCAUCUUGUUAAAUUUUUAUGUUAUUUAUUUUGGAAAGUUAUUUUCUUAAAACUAAUGGAUUAGCGUUCAUGUAACAAAAGAUGAACGGAAAACUGAUUGCAGCAAACAUAUUUGAGUUACUGGCAUUGCUGCUACAGAUCAUAUGUAUUGGCCUUCCUUACUGGUAUGGCCAGUCGCCAACGUAUUACGGCCUUUUUGAAACAUGCGCUAGUGUCAACGGCGACUACUAUGUUUGUCGUUCGUAUGGCGCAGGUGGCACUGCGCAACCGGACUGGCUCGCUGCAACUGCUGGGUUAGAGGUUGUAGCACUGGCUCUUAUUUUCUUCGCCUUGGUUACCGGUUGCUGCGCAAUUUGCUGUGUCAAAACUGACGUUGUUUUAUACGUCAUCGCAGCGAUCUUGGCUUUAUUUGCGGCUUUGACCGGAACUGCCGCAAUAGUAGUGUUUGGUGCCAAAUUCGGAGACGAUAAUGCAUGGGACGGAUCACACCUACAUGCUAGUUUCUAUUUGGCCAUAUUUGCUACACUGUUCACACUGAUAGCUGGAAUCUUGUAUCUUGUGGCGAAACCAAAAUCAGCUGUCAAGUCUUUUGAAGACUUUGAUGACUAAAUAUCACCAUUCAAAGAAAUGCAUAUUGUGAUUUUUGUAUUGGUUAAAGAUACACGUGACUUAUGUAGAUUCCUCUUAACAGACCAAGACAUAUAUAAUUAUUUACAUUUAUCUCGCUUAAUUAUAUAAAUAUAUUAUUCUCGAACGUGCAAUCAUGAAAAUGUGCUAUUUAUCAUUUUAAUUUUAUGUCUUAAAAUCGUUUGUAUUUGUCAUCUUAUAUUAUGUCAUAUCAUAGAGAGCAACUAUAUACGGAACGCUUAGAUACGGUUCUGAAUUAUACUUAAUAUGACAAAACGUAUUAAACUGGUACAUAGCCAA